GCGGGCAGGCACUGCCGGGCUGGACGACCUCGACCCGGCUCCCGGCGAAGCGCCGCGGAGGAGCUGCCCGGCGCGCGGAGCCCGGGCACGGGCGAGCCCCUGCAACCUUCCCCUCGGCGCUGGGCCGGCGCAGAGCUGGAGCAUCCGCGGGGGCCCGGGCACGGCGGACCGACGGCCGGCUGCCCCGCGUCCCGUGCCCCGCGCCCAGCGGCAGGGACGGCGGCGACAUGGCCGCGCGUGUCGGCCUCCUGCUGCGCGCCCUGCCGCUGCUGCUGUGGGGCUGCCUGGACGCCCAGCUCGCCCAGCGCGUAGGCCAGGAGCUGCGCAGGGAGGCGGAGGCAUUCCUGGAGAAGUACGGAUAUCUCAGUGAACCUGCCCCCAGCAGUCCCGCCUCCACGCGAUUCAGCAAUGCCAUCAGGGAGUUCCAGUGGGUGUCCCAGCUGCCCAUGAGCGGGAUGCUGGACCCCGCCACGCUGCGCCAGAUGACGCAGCCCCGCUGUGGGGUGGCAGAUACCGAUAGCCAGGUGGCCUGGACCAAGAGAGUCAGUGCCCUAUUUACUGGACGUCGGGCCAAAAUGAGGCGUAAGAAACGCUUUGCCAGGCAAGGCAACAAAUGGUACAAGCGGCAUCUCUCCUACCGCCUGGUGAACUGGCCCCAGCACCUGCCUGAGCCGGCAGUUCGGGGGGCCGUGCGCGCCGCCUUCCAGCUGUGGAGCAACGUCUCGGCGCUGGAGUUCUGGGAGGCCCCGGCCACAGGCCCCGCUGACAUCCGCCUCACCUUCUUCCAAGGGGACCACAACGACGGGCUGAGCAACGCCUUCGAUGGCCCAGGCGGCGCCCUGGCGCACGCCUUCCUCCCCCGCCGCGGCGAAGCGCACUUCGACCGCGACGAGCGCUGGUCCCUGAGCCGCCGCCGCGGGCGCAACCUGUUCGUGGUGCUGGCGCAUGAGAUCGGCCACACGCUCGGCCUGACCCACUCGGCCGCGCCGCGCGCGCUCAUGGCGCCCUACUACAAGAGGCUGGGCCGCGACGCGCUGCUCAGCUGGGACGACGUGCUGGCCGUGCAGAGCCUGUAUGGGAAGCCCCAGGGCGACUCAGUGGCCAUCCAGCUCCCGGGAAAGCUGUUCACGGACUUUGAGGCCUGGGACCCCCACAGACUCCAAGGAAGGCGCCCCGAAACCCGAGGUCCUAAAUAUUGCCACUCUUCCUUCGAUGCAAUCACUGUAGAUGGGCAACAUCGACUGUACAUAUUUCAAGGGAACCAGUUCUGGGAGGUGACAGCUGAUGGCAACGUCUCAGAGCCCCACCUACUACAGAAAAGGUGGGCAGGGCUGCCCCCCCAUAUUGAGGCUGCUGCGGUGUCAUUGGAGGAUGGAGACUUCUACUUCUUCAAAGGGAGUCGAUGCUGGAGGUUCCAGGGCCCCAAGCCAGUGUGGGGCUCCCCACAGCUGUGCCGGGCCGGGGGCCUGCCCCCCCACCCGGAUGCUGCCCUCUUCUUCCCUCCUCUGAGCCGCCUCAUCCUCUUCAAGGGCGCCCGCUACUACGUGCUGGCCCGAGGGGGGCUGCAGGUGGAGCCCUACUACCCCCGAGGCCUGCAGGACUGGGGCGGUGUCCCUGAGGAGGUCAGCGGCGCCCUGCCCAGGCCCGAUGGCUCCAUCAUCUUCUUCAGAGACGACCGCUACUGGCGCCUUGACCAGGCCAAACUUCGAGCAACGUCCUCGGGCCGCUGGGCCACAGAGCUGCCCUGGAUGGGCUGCUGGCACGCCAACUCGGGGGGCACCCUGUUCUGAAGAUGCCCCCACCUCUUAGGGAAUUGCUGGCGCUCUCAUGGCCAACGUGUAUCCCCAGCCCCAAGAGCAGACCCCGUCUGGAAGCCUCUGAGUCUCCCAGCAGAAGUCCGGGCAGGAAAGUUCAUCUGCAUUUGUUCCCUGGAGAAUGUCCUUGUGCUGUCAAGACAUUGAUCUUUGUGGGAUCAAUUCAACGAGAAGCCGAAAAGGAUCCCAGACCCCACGGCCCUUUCCCCAAAGACUCAUUCCUCCCCAGGCCUUGGGGAUUUUGUUUCUUCCCCUAAAGGUGCAGUUCCUGUCCAUGAGGCCACAGCACUGGGCAACCAGGAAGGAUGCAAAACUCAAGGAGAAGCUGGGACCACUUUGCAAGACUGUCCCUUCCCCUCAGGACCUCCUGGCUCAGUCCUUGGAGAAUUGUGUCUUAUUUAAUCUCCAACCUCAGGGGUGUCAGGACCCAGAACAAGAAGGAGACCGAUGCAGGCCUGCUGGGCCCCGUUUCUUUCAGGGGUUGGGGGGAAGGCUGGAAUAAAGAGGUGCUCCCAGCUGGUGGGCCUGGAGGGGGGAAGCAGCCUUCCUUGGACACGUUUCCAGUGAGAGCAGGUGGGUAUGGAUGCCAGGGAGGCCGCAGCCAUGUUCUUCCGGUCAAAGCCGGGACCAGUGAGUUGUGCGUGUGUGUGGCUGUGAUGGGGAGAGGCGCCCUGCCUCUCUCCUCAAAAAUCAAAAUAUCCUUCGCCCACCUCAUCCCUCAGGCCAGAUGAAGGACCCUGCGUGGCAGGGGGAGGACAGGAGCCUCUCCGGAGGUCUGCACUGCUGCAGUCGCUGGGGGCUCUGCAGGCCGGGAGAGCUUCGUGCUCACAAUGGCCCCAUUCUCCUGGCCACACACGAAGCAUUCCAGGAGCUCCUGCUGGCCGGCCGAGAAUAGCUGGGAUUCCUGGAGAAGGCCCCAGCUCCCCGGCCUCCCUGUCUUCUGUCUCAGCGGCUUCUGGGGCUGCUUCUCUAGUCCUGCCCCCUCCACACCUGCCAGUGCCUCCUCUGCAUACAAACUGACCUCAGCCAGGCCGGGCUUCCCGCGGGAGGGGAGGAAGGUCCGGCCAGCUUCAGCCCUCAGCUGCCAGUGGGCAUUCCUGGCCCGGCAGCUUCAUUUUCUUCUCUGCGCGGUGGGGAGAAUGGCCUUUGACUGCCCUUGGCUGCAAGUACUUUGUUCCGCCCCCUCCGGGGGGAGUUGCAGGGAGGAGGCUCUCCGCCUGCCCUUUUCCCUCUGGCUUGAACCCGGGGGAAGGGGAGGAGGGUUGAUCUUUAUCCCACGCCACACCUCAAGGCACUGACACUUUGAUUAGGGGCUUUAUUGAAUGAUUUGAGGGAAGGGGCAAGUUUCCCAGAGGGGUUAUUCUCUCUAGGCGACGCCUCUGCUCACCGGGCCCGAAGGACAUGAAAUACCCCCGAGAUGACUGUGAGGCUGUACCAGGGGGCGCGAGUCAGGUGGGCGGUGGGCACUGCGUGCUAACCCGGGCGCGGGGGCCCUCGGGAGGCGCUGUUGGAGGAAUGGAGCUCCAGGUGAUGCUGGGCUCCGCAUUGAUGACAGGUGGGGCCGGUCAUCAGCGGUGGGCCUGCUGGGCUGCUCGGAGGGGGGCGCUCCGGGAAGGCGGCUCUCAGGCACGUGCUGGAGAGCGCUCCGCGUCUGGGGAGAGGAGAGGGUGGCGGGGAGUUUGGAGUCAGGCGAGGAUGGAGGGCCA
This is a messenger RNA of Balaenoptera musculus (blue whale), 3520 nucleotides long. RefSeq names its product matrix metallopeptidase 28 (gene MMP28). Gene Ontology annotation, cellular component: extracellular matrix. The transcript is spliced from 8 exons. Gene Ontology annotation, molecular function: zinc ion binding; metalloendopeptidase activity. The coding region runs from base 228 to 1790 and encodes 520 amino acids. The record is from RefSeq and is a predicted model, not a curated record. Gene Ontology annotation, biological process: proteolysis; collagen catabolic process; extracellular matrix organization. Lineage: Eukaryota; Metazoa; Chordata; Mammalia; Artiodactyla; Balaenopteridae.